Porites evermanni is the source of this 441-nucleotide messenger RNA. The record is from the annotation of a GenBank genome assembly. Lineage: Eukaryota; Metazoa; Cnidaria; Anthozoa; Scleractinia; Poritidae.
AUGAGGCCAGGAAAAGAGCAGAGAGACCUUUGCUGGAGCGAUUUGCAAUUAAAAACAGAUUCGGAGGGAAACUGCUUCAUCGAGUUUAACAUUGAAAGACAAACGAAAACGCGUACCGGCGAAAACCCUCGAAAUAUUAGAGAGAAGAAACCUAAAAUGUACGAAGACAAGAGUAACGCAGAUCGCUGCCCUGUCAACACCUACUUGGCUUACAAAGAGCACCGGCCCACAAGCAUGAUGACCGAUGAAUUUCCUUUCUAUCUUGCGGUUAAUAACGAAAACCCGAAGCCUGGUCAAAUGAGGUUCAAAUGCUCUCCGCUUGGAGUCAACUCCUUGAGAAGCAUGCUCAAGAACAUGAUAAGAGAUUCGGGCCUAGAAACAGAUAAAAAACUUGUAAAUCACAGCACANACAAGAAAGCAUUUGGUUCAGAAGCUGGUUGA